GGCCUUGUGACCCGUUACGCCAUUCAAAAAUGGGCUCACGCACUUCCUCCUACUAUGUUUGGGUUUUAAUAAUCAAGGUUUACUGAUUCAGUUGAAAAUGGAAGAAUAACCGAAGCGGUGUUGGAAGAAGGUGAAUGGAUUCGUUGUCUUUACAAUCUCAUCUUAGUUUGAGGAGCUCAACCAGUACAUACCCAGCUAGAGGACCAGGAAUUGCAGUUCCUGAAUUUGUAAAAUUGCUUAAGGGUCCUUCAAAAUCCAGAUAUUUACCUCAGAGGUAUUGUAUGGCUACUUCAAGCAGGGAGGGGUUGAAGGGGAUAGAAGAAGGCGACGGAGUGAUAAUUGUGGAUCAUGGGUCCCGUAGAAAAGAGUCCAAUCUCAUGCUAAAUGGAUUUGUAGCAAUGUUUAGAGAGAGAACCAAAUACCCCAUUGUGGAGCCUGCACACAUGGAGCUAGCAGAACCAUCUAUCAGAGACGCAUUUAGUUUAUGCGUUCAACAAGGAGCACGUCGAGUUAUUGUGAGCCCCUUUUUCCUUUCUCCUGGACGACAUUGGAACCAGGAUAUUCCUUCAUUAACAGCUGAAGCUGCAAAGGAGCAUCCAGGAGUACCAUAUGUCAUUACAGCACCUCUUGGCCUUCAUGAAUUACUUGUUGAUGUUGUGAAUGAUAGGAUCAAUCAUUGCCUAAGUCAUAUUGCCGGGAAAGCAGAUGAGUGUUCAGUUUGUGCUGGAACUGGAAAAUGUCAGCUCCGCCAGUGACAUACUUGUGAAGCUUAGCAAGACUUUGUUAUGUAGAGAGACUUUGUUACCUAUGCCAGUUGACUUAUUAGGGUCUGAAUGCUGAGUUACUGCCUCUUGGCAGUAGGUUCAAUUAUCCCAAAACUCAAGUUACUACGAGGACAUUGAUAUUUGGGAGCUGGUAAUAGCAUUUCAAAUACAAAUAUCAACUGGAGGAUGCUUAGUUACACCCCACCGCUGAUGGAGAGUUGUGAGUGCUGGACUGCAGUUCUGAUUAUCCUCGUCUUUUGUUAAUCAUUUAACUAUUGUAAAUCAUCAUUUGUUUCUUACUGAACUCAUAGCUGCCCAUCAGGUGCUGGUGGGUUACUCUCUAUUCCUCGAAACAUUUGGUUUGAGAGUAUUGCAGUCUAAUAAUUGUGAUGUAGUGUCUUCCUCUACUCAUUUCCAUAAAUCAACAAAGUUCUAUUCACAUGGGUUGUAGCUGAAAUUGUUGGGUAUUGUAUUUAGCUUUUCUUGUCAAUAAGAAGAAUGUUCAUGUUUCAUAUGAUGAAA
Messenger RNA from Solanum lycopersicum (tomato), 1286 nucleotides. RefSeq names its product sirohydrochlorin ferrochelatase, chloroplastic. NCBI's taxonomy places the organism in Eukaryota, Viridiplantae, Streptophyta, Magnoliopsida, Solanales, Solanaceae. Gene Ontology annotation, molecular function: lyase activity. The record is from RefSeq and is a predicted model, not a curated record.